Messenger RNA from Oncorhynchus mykiss (rainbow trout), 1127 nucleotides. The record is from RefSeq and is a predicted model, not a curated record. Lineage: Eukaryota; Metazoa; Chordata; Actinopteri; Salmoniformes; Salmonidae.
GCAGGGGUGGAUAUUUCUGAGAGCACCCUCAUCCGGAUCAACAUUCCAACAUGGCAAGCCGAAAAGGUUCACAUCAGAGCCGGGGAAAUGGUGAUAAAUAUUCGGUGUUGUUGCCAACUUACAAUGAACGUGAGAAUCUACCUCUUAUUGUGUGGCUACUGGUGAAAUAUUUCGGUGAAAGUGGAUACAACUAUGAGAUUAUUGUAAUUGAUGAUGGAAGUCCGGAUGGGACACUUGAAGUGGCAGAACAACUGCAGAAGAUAUACGGAGAGGACAAGAUACUCCUUCGACCUAGAGCAAAGAAACUAGGUUUAGGUACUGCCUACAUCCAUGGCAUUAAACAUGCUACUGGGAACUAUGUUUUCAUAAUGGACGCAGACCUCUCCCAUCAUCCUAAAUUCAUUCCAGAAUUCAUAGAGAAACAGAGAGAAGGCGGGUAUGAUCUAGUGUCAGGCACCCGGUACAGAGGAGACGGUGGCGUAUACGGUUGGGACCUGCGCAGGAAGCUCAUCAGUCGGGGAGCUAACUAUGUCACACAGGUGCUGCUGAGACCUGGGGCAUCAGACCUGACUGGCAGCUUCAGGCUCUACAAGAAGGAAGUACUGGAGAGUCUGGUGGAGCGGUGUGUGUCCAAAGGCUACGUCUUUCAGAUGGAGAUGAUUGUCCGUGCUAGACAGGGGAACUACACUGUUGGAGAGGUUCCGAUUUCGUUUGUGGAUCGUGUUUAUGGGGAGUCAAAACUGGGAGGAAAUGAAAUAGUAUCGUUCCUGAAAGGACUGCUUACUCUCUUUGCGACAACAUGAUUUAUGAAGCUCUAGAGUCUAGAUGUAUCUCCAAACCAGUGGAGGCUGUUGAGGGGAGGACGGCGUACAGUAAUGGCUGGAACGGAGCAAAUGGAAUGUGUUUUGAUGUAUUUAAUACCAUUCCUCCUAUUACGCUCCAGAGAUGACCACGAGCCCAUCCUCCCUGGUUAAGGGAGUCACAGUCACAAGAUCCUUAUGUAUACUUAUAGAUGAACUUAUUUUCACAUUUUUCUAAGAUUUGUAUUCAGCCAAACCUGAGAGACCUGUGAUUGUUGUAAAAAAAAUAAAUCAAUGGUAAUAAAUAGUUGACCUUAUUUCCUAUUA